CACCUACAGCAUCAUCAUCUGCAGUUUCUGUAGCAUGGGCUGCCUUGAGCUCAGUUUCGCCGCCUUUGGUCUCAUCAUUAAGACGGGUUUUAGGGUGAAUGCCAGAGUCAUCAAUCCGCUUCUCAAAGGUCUCUGUGAUGCAAAGAGGGUGGGUGAGGCCAUGGAGAUAUUGAGCUGACGAAUGCCCGAGUUUGGCUGUAUGCCAAAUGUAUUUUCGUACAGCAUAAUUCUAAAGGGUUUAUGCGAUGAAAAGAGAUCUGAUGAGGCACUUGAGCUGCUCCACAUGAUGGCUGAUGAUGGAGGUGGUAGCUACCCACCAAAUGUUGUGUCUUACAAUACCGUCGUCAAUGGCUUGUUUAGAGAUGGCCAUGUGGACAGAGCUUACAGCCUAUUUCGUGAAAUGGAUGACCGGGGGAUUUUUCCGGAUGUUGUGAAUGCAGUCAUUGAUGGCUUGUGCAAAGCUCAAGCACUUGACAGGGCCAAGGGUGUCCUUCAGCAGAUGAUUUAUAAAGAUGUUAAGCCAGAUAGUCAGACAUAUACUUGUCUGAUCCAUGGAUAUGCCUCUUCAGGACAAUGGAAAGAGGUGGUUCGAAUGCUCAAAGAAAUGUCCGCACAAGGUCAUCAGCCAGAUGUUGUCACCUAUCAUUUACUGCUCGACUAUCAUUGCAAGAGUGGAAAAUGCACAGAGGCUAAAACAAUUUUUGAAUAUAUGAUUCAAAAGGGCCCAAAACCUAACACAACUGCAUAUAACACUCUGCUCAAUUGGUAUGCUACCAAAGGAGCUAUUUCUGAUAUCCAUGGUCUCUUGGAUUUGAUGGCAGGAAAUGAUAUUUCACCAGAUCAUCACACCUUCAAUAUAAUUCUCUGUGCGUAUGCUAAAGGUGGUAUGAUAAAUGAGGCAAUGCAUGUCUUUGACCGGAUGAGGCAACAUGGGUGGAGUCCUGAUAAAGUCAACUAUGGAGCAUUGAUAGAUGCACUUUGCAAGUUGGGAAGAGUGGAUGAGGCGAUGCUUAAAUUCAAUCAUAUGAUCAAUGAAGGGGUCACUCCUGAUAUCGUUGUUUUUAGCUCACUAGUUUGUGGACUUUGCACUGUUGGCAAAUGGGAGAAGGCUGAGGAAUUAUUUUCUGAAAUGCUGAAUCAAGGGAUCCAUCCCUAGGCCACGUUCUUCAACACUAUAAUGUGUAACCUUUGCAGAGAAGGACGAGUAACGGAAGCCCAGAGUCUCCUUGACUUAAUGGUACGUGUAGGAGUGAAGCCUGACGCUAUCUCAUAUACUAUAUUAAUGGAUGGCCACUGUUUAGCUGGUAGGAUGAAGGAAGCUAUGAAGUUACUUGAUGAUAUGGUCCGAGUCGACUUGAAACCAAAUGCCACUUCUUAUAAUACUUUGCUUCAUGGCUAUUGUAGAGCUGGCAUGAUAGAUGAUGCAGUUAGAUUAUUCAGAGAAAUGUUAAGAAAUGAAGUUAGGCCUGGAAUUGUCAGUUAUACCACGGUACUUCAGGGUUUAUUUCGGUCUGGGAAAUUUUCUGAAGCAAAAGAACUCUAUCUCAAUAUGAUCAAAAGUGGAAUGCAGUUGGACAUUUACACGUGCAAUAUAAUUCUGAAUGGUCUUUGCAAAAAUAAUUGUGUUGAUGAGGCAUUUAAAAUAUUUCAGAGUCUAUGUUCUAAGGAUUUUCAACUUAACAUCAUUACCUUCAGCAUUAUGAUUGAUGCUUUGCUCAAAAGUGGCAGAAAGAAAGAUGCUAUGGAUAUGUUCACUGCUAUCUCUGCCCAUGGUUUAGUUCCAGAUGUUGGGACCUAUCGCUUAAUGAUACAAAAUCUCAUUAAAGAAGGGUUGCUAGAAGAGUCUGACAAUCUGUUUUUAGCAAUGGAAAAGAGUGGAUGCACUCCAGACUCAUAUAUGCUAAAUGCUCUAGUUAGGAGGUUGUUGCAUAGAGGUGAGAUAAUGAGGGUUGGGGCGUACCUCUCCAAAAUUGAUGAGAUGAACUUCUCAUUUGAGGCAUCCACUACUUCCCUGCUAAUGUCAGUUUUCUCGAGGGAGGAAUAUCGGCACCAUGCAAAGUCCCUACCUGAAAAGUAUCAUUUUCUUGUGGAUUUUAAUAAAUGAGGAUUAUUUCAGAGGAAUUGGAUUCUCAACUGUGUUUAGACAUCUCUAUGUGACCCCUAAAUUUGUUGGAGUGAUUGUCUCUCCAAUGCAGUUAUUAUUUCUGUCUCAAGCUCUAGUUUACUUGCCAUAUUAUGUGGUGGUCACCUUUACUCGGAGAAAUGCUAUCAUGAUAGUGCUCUUCAGUAUCAAGUUUAUCACCAAGUGAAAAUUAUCUUGUUUGCAGUUGCAGUUAUGUUUAGAACAGAUAUCAAUUUACAAGUUAAUGGUACAACAAAGUUUAGAUGCUUUUUGUUGCACAAUUUGUUAAGGAAUCAUGCAGUUCCAAGGAUGAAAUCAAUCAAAAGUGUUUACUGCUUGCAAAUCAAUGGAUCUGGUAAGUUCAAUACUAUCAUUCAUGGAUUAAGAGAUUAUUAACAUGUGCCCAUUUAAGUAAGAUAUAGUAACAGAACUGCGUGGAUUUGUGUUUACAUAAAUAAUUUGUGUUUAUUCCUUUCAAAUUUGUUUUGAGAUUGUCACAUAAGGAACUGCAUGGAUUUGUGUGCAGAAGGCAGUGCACAUUAAAAACCCAUGCAAAUGUUUGGGGGGCUGCACAAUAGAGAAGAGGGAGAAGAGAACAUUUAUAUAUUAGGUUCCUUCUCCACUGCCAAAGAUGCAUCUUAGUAACCUGUGUGCCAAAUGCAUUUUCAUGAAAUGACCAAGUGCCACUGCCACCCUCACUGUAUAUUUCUGCGUGCAGGAUUCUUCACUCUAGAGCCAAAGCCUUUAAUCUUUUUAUCCUCCAUAUUCUCCUCUAUGACAGCUUGCAGUGAGCAAGGUGUGAAAAAUUGCAGAUUCAAGGAAUGUUUCAACAUAUAUUCCCCUCUACAGGCUUUUACUAUAAAUAUAGGCCAACUGGGGAUGUGCACUUCACAGUUCCAAACCUUCAUAGCUUACAAGGAGUACCAGAGCUCAGAAGCAUCAGUAUUCAGCACAUAGCGCAACUAUUGCAAAACGCACAAGAGAACACACAAUGAGCUAUUACGCAGCAGCUCUUCUGGUGGACGAAGCGGUACGAGAGUCGACUAUGGGAGGACAUAUGUGGUGAGGCCAAAGGGAAGGCACCUAGCCACCAUUGUGUGGCUCCAUGGCCUAGGUGACAAUGGAGCAAGGAAAUGCAAACAUGAGCGUCUGGGUAUGGAUCAAUUGAUAUGGAUACAGAUACAGCUUAUCUUAUUCCUCAGCCAUCAUGCAACAGUAUCAGCAUUUGCAAUAGUAAAAAAUCAGAAUAGUGCAGCUUAUUUUGCUCAGCAGUAGGGCAUGCCAUCUGUUCUCACUGCAAUAAAGUUUGUUUACCUUGAAGUUUAUGUUCAUGCAGAUCAAGUGAAUAUGUCCAACAGCAGCAACCCAUCCUGUGGCUGCUUUUGGUGGAUUCCCUUGCACUGCUUGGUUUGAUGUUGAGGACACAUCAAUAGAUGGUAGAGAUGACAUUGAGGACUGGAUGCUUCAGCUGAAUACAUUGCAAACCUGCUGUCAUCUGAGCCAUCCGAUGGUAUUAAUCCCAGGAUCAUAUCAUCUAAUCAUUGAAUAAGAAGAAAAUGCUAGGCCUCAUAAUAUUUCUUUUCUGAUUGCUAGACCAUGAGCCCAUAAGUAGUUAACAUAUUUAUCCGUACGUUUACAGAUUUACAUAGUUGGAUGAAACAAUUGCUCUCUAUUUUUCAUUCCAUUAAUGUUCAGAACACGUGAGUGUAGUGAAGCUUGGGAUCGGUGGUAGGUUGUAUCUAUGGUAGGUUGUACAUAACUGUUUUCUUUUUUAAUACAAUGCUGUGGGGAUCUUCCUCACAGUUUAAAUUCAAAAAAAAAUGUUCUUUGGUAGGUUGGCUUGGUUAGUUCUGCAGGAACAUUCUCGCCUUCAUCACCUUCUAUCAUGUUUGGAGGGGAAUUCACUUCUGGAGGAACUGAACCCAUGAAUUCAGCAAUAAGGUUCUGUGAAAGCGGACCUGAGAGGCCAAAAGCAAGAACAUUAAAUGAAUUCAUCUGCAAUUUGGUGAGGCAAGAAUAUUUUAACUUGUGAAUGGUUAAAAUAGUUACAUCAACUUCUUUGAGAUCAACUCCAUUCUCUUCAAGGAGGUUCAUGAAAUUGCUGAGGUUCUCUGCACAUAGAAAGUAAAACACUUUGAUCAAAUUCUAACAUUUAAUAGGGUAUGGUUGCUCCAAAAUACCUUGACAACUCCAGUUUCUGCUGUAAAUCUUCCAGUGGCUAUGUAGUGCCUCCUGCUAAAAAAACUGGAAUGUUGAAAUACACAUCUCUUUUUUGUAGAUGGAUAAAUCAGGUUGUACAAAUAUAUUUAGCAAUGCUAAAUAUAUUUCAGUUUCUGAAGAGAUUAUGUUCUUGGAACCAUGUGGGAGGUUCUGUAUCAAGUAAACAAUAAGAGAGAUUAUGUUCUUGACAUAAUUCUGAAGAGAAUGGGAUGACGACCCAAGUUUUUUGAUAA
Molecule: messenger RNA, 4575 nt
Organism: Panicum virgatum (switchgrass)
Lineage: Eukaryota; Viridiplantae; Streptophyta; Magnoliopsida; Poales; Poaceae
Product: protein Rf1, mitochondrial-like
Exons: 5
Coding region: 1178-2104 (308 amino acids)
Molecular function (GO): protein binding
Source: RefSeq, a predicted model, not a curated record